GAUCCUCCAAACUCUUAUCAUCGACAUUAUUAUUAAACAAUCUUCUUAUGACUUUGUUAGACUUGUGAAGAAAAAAAAUGUGCUCCUUGGACUUAAUGAAAAGUGAGUUGCGUAGCUAUUGCGAUUUUAGAAAAAACGCUACUCAACGUUACUCUACCACCUACCAUUAGAAACCAACAAUUUUCUGAAAAAUUUGACCAUCAAUCACCCUUCUCCCCCAGUUUAAGGCAGGACACUACAGCAGAAAAUGGAGAAAUUGCAGCAACAUCAAUGGUCGAGAGCUGUGAAAUCACGCUUAUCUUACAAGAACGCGACGAUACUUGUCUGCUUAUUCAACAUUACCACUGUUCUUCUCUUGCUACAUGGCUUCUUGUAUUCCCCUUCUCCGAAAUCGCCUAUCUCUAAUAAAGCUUUAUACAGGCAUAUAAAGGAAUCUGAAGACAUAAGACGCGCUUUGAUUCCUCAUGAUCUCAUAAAAAGAGUUAGAGAAAUUGGAGAGGGUGUAUAUGUCGAAACAGAGCAGAUGCAACAGAAAGAUGUGAAGCAGACUGCGGCAGUGGACCUUAUAUCGAGAUUGAAUAAUUUUCGUUCAUAUUCGGAUGCAGGCAGCAACAAAGCCCUCGAGGAAUGGCGCAAGCGGAAGAUGGAGAGGGCGAGGCAACGUUCUUUGGGGAAGGAUGGAACAGCCAGCUCCCAGCCCUAUUGAACUGAUUUUAAGUCCUCAUCUUUGGACCUGUGCUGUUUGUUGCUGGAUAAUUGGCCAUUCCACCGGUUAGAUCAUCAUAUUGUAUGUAUUGUUCUUGAAUAUUUGAUGUGUUCGUGCUGUGUAUUUAAUAUUUUUGUCUGUGACAGUUGCAUAUUGGGUAUUUUCUGCUCCAUUUUCUAAUGAUCAUAUGCUGUAUAUAAUGAGUUUUUUUACGAA
This is a messenger RNA of Salvia miltiorrhiza (redroot sage), 922 nucleotides long. RefSeq lists its product as uncharacterized. The transcript is spliced from 4 exons. NCBI's taxonomy places the organism in Eukaryota, Viridiplantae, Streptophyta, Magnoliopsida, Lamiales, Lamiaceae. The record is from RefSeq and is a predicted model, not a curated record. The coding region runs from base 248 to 706 and encodes 152 amino acids.